AUGUAUGAACCACGUGAUGUCUACUGUAUGCACGAAACGGGACUUUUCUACGAGUUAUCACCGGAAAAACCUCCUGGACGAGGACGAACUGCUAGGAGAGAAAAUUAUGGAGAAAGAUUGACGAUUGUUUUUGCCGUAAAUGCGGAUGCAAGUGAUAGGAUGGAACCAAUGUUUAUUGGACCAGGAAAAUUACCACACGUCAUGGAAGAAUUAGAUACAGAAUCACGGUAUUUUUACUAUCAGAAUAAUAAACGCGCGUGGAUGACACCUGUCUUAUUUCAGGACUAUAUCUCCGCCGUUGACACGAGAAUGCGUGACGAAGGACGCUAUAUUCUGCUGCUCGUAUCACAUGCACCAUCUCAUGUCUCUCUUGGACUCGAGCUAACUAACGUACGUCUGGAAUUCUUGCCCUUGUCGAUGAUGGAACCUCUGUCCAUGGCAAUGCAUGUAGCCAUGCCCGUUAAUGCUGAAGACAACACUAGUGUAUCUGACGCCUCGCAUUCCAUUGCGUCGGCAGAAGUGAACGAGGCACCAAAGCUCAUUUCGUCUUCUACCGAGUCGGAUAUGACACAGAUAGAAGCUGCUACGAAGCUGCAGCAGGAGACAGAGGCGUCAACUGCGUCCGUCGCAGACCUUAACAACUCAACCGCAAUGGCGACAAUGGUGUCGACAAUGGCAACUAUGAUGUCCGUACAACCGCUAGACGCAGGGAUCAUUGCGGCGUUUAAACGUCGAUAUCGGCGUUACCACAUGCUAUACGCACUGGAUCGCUUUGAGGCAGGGCGACAGGAUGUGUUUCAUGUAGAGCAGCUGCAAGCUAUGCGGUGGGUGCGUCAUUGCUGGAAGCAAGAAUUGCCAGAAGAGAUUAUCCGCAAGUGUUGGGCUACGACAGAAAUACUUGUGCCCAAGCCGAACUCUGAAACGUUGGCAGCAUUUGAGGCGGUCGAAGAGGAUAUCGACAAGGAAAUUUGUGACACAGUGUCAGCACUUGAUAUUUUGCGACCGCUGCCUAUUGACGAGUUCGUGAGCCCUCGUGAUGAGAGCUCUGGGAUUCACUGCGCUGGGCUAGAAGACACGGACUUUAUGUUUACUGUCCCAGACAACUCUGGCUUUGAUAGCAAGUACAAUGUAAAGAGAAUAUCGCCUAGUGUCACGGAUGCGGCCAGGCAGCAUGGAGUUGCGCCGCCUGACUUGACUCCGCGUCUGCAGGAGUUACACGCUCGUAUUGAAGCGUCAGCAUCAUCAGCUGCAGUAGCGGCAUCGGCGUUGGGUCUAGCACCGAACAUGAAUACUGUUGUUUCGGGAGAGGGUACAACCUCCAUGCCAAUGUCAUCCGCAAGCGUGGAAGACGUGCUUGGUUUGUCAAUGCCUUCCUCAUACGGGGGAAAGCCUAGCGACGACGGGCCUGCGACGAAUGAGCAGCUCAUUGAGUGCUUUAAGGUGCUGCUGCCGGAAUUGGACCGACUCCGGUUUGACGAUCACACGAAGAAGAGCAUACGCACUACUUUUCGUAAACUGAAAGAGACAGCCGAACAGCAAGCUCUGGACCGCAAACGUGGCACAAUGAAGAAGACCCAGCCGCAUCAACAGUUCCAACCUCAAAUGCAGCCUUCAUCUCAGGAGCAGCAAGCACAGGUAUUACAGAUUCAGCAGCAAUUCCAGCAGCAACAGAUGCAGCAGCAGCUUAUGAUGCAACCCGACCAGGAGAUGGUCAUGGUUGGCCAGACGACGUCACAGAUUGGUGACAACACAGUCCUGUAG
Molecule: messenger RNA, 1761 nt
Organism: Peronospora belbahrii
Lineage: Eukaryota; Oomycota; Peronosporomycetes; Peronosporales; Peronosporaceae
Source: the annotation of a GenBank genome assembly